Molecule: messenger RNA, 1098 nt
Organism: Myxocyprinus asiaticus (Chinese sucker)
Lineage: Eukaryota; Metazoa; Chordata; Actinopteri; Cypriniformes; Catostomidae
Product: epithelial membrane protein 2-like
Exons: 5
Coding region: 439-927 (162 amino acids)
Cellular component (GO): plasma membrane
Source: RefSeq, a predicted model, not a curated record
CGCUUGCAACGUGCAAGCAGUUUUUUAACAUUGCAGGUGCAGUGCGGUUAUGUCUGCCAUACCGGUCGAGUCUGAGGUCGUUGUUGUGCAUUUAUAGAUGAGCUGAGUGGGAUGCUGUGGCAUGUGGAUAGAUCGAAUAGGGCGUAUAGCACAUCACAGUUUUAGGAAAUAGGAUGAAGAAGUCUUGAACUCUUAGAAAUACAUGGAAAUGUAUCAAGAAUGAUUGAGCAUGCGGCAAAUUUAAGGCAGACCCUUAAAAUGUUUUGGGUGUAUUUUUGACAACAGCAGAAAUAAUCAUUUGUGUGUCUUGUCACUACAUCUCAUGCACGAAUUUCCUGUGAGCGACAUCACAGUUCUAGGAUUUCGCUAUCUGGAUGUGGGAUACGUAAGGACUUAAAAGAUACACUUCCAUUGUUUUCUUCCAUUUAUCUUCUGAAUAUGUUGAGGGCCCUGGCAGGAAUCUGUUUGCUUCAUCUUACUACAAUUUUCUUCCUCUUUUGGGCAACUAUAGACGAUGCUUGGUGGUUUACAAGUACACUUUACACGGACCUGUGGGGCAGAUGGGUGAUGGAGAAAAAUGACAAUGUUUGGGUGUACACGGACAUACCCACAUCUUACCGGAAAGACUAUCUGCAGGCGGUACAGGCAUUUGCAGUGCUGGCCUGCCUGUUUGCGGUCAUCUCUCUCUGUGUGUUCAUAUUCCAACUCUUUACUCUGGGUAAGGGACAGCGGUUCACCAUCUCUGGUGUUGUGCAACUCAUCUCCUGUUUCUGCAUAAUGGUGGCUCUGUCAAUCUACACUGAUCAUUUUCACAGAGGUGAGAAGGAUGGAUGGUAUGGCUGGUCUUACAUCAUGGCCUGGUUUGGCUGGCUGCUGACUUUCUUUACAGGAAUUAUGUACAUCAUCCUGCGCAAGAGAGUGGAUUAAACUUCAGCCCUUGCUCUCAGUGCAAAUCUGCAGCCUUGGUUAUUCUUUUGUCAUGCAAACUUUACUGUGGACUAUGAGUAAGGGUAUUACUUCAAAGUUUAGGUGCAGUAAGUUACACAUAAAAUAUGUCUUAAAUGUUGCAGGUCUCUGUUAGAAUUGUCAGAACUUGUC